Messenger RNA from Pocillopora meandrina, 2289 nucleotides. The record is from the annotation of a GenBank genome assembly. NCBI's taxonomy places the organism in Eukaryota, Metazoa, Cnidaria, Anthozoa, Scleractinia, Pocilloporidae.
AUGGCGGGAGCAUACGGAUCAUUUAGGCAGCUCGAAGACAAACCAUGUUCUGCCGAAAUUCUCUAUCAAAAAUGGUCGCCAAAGAUGGAUUUGCUGGCUCUUGUGACAGUCGAGGGAGAAGUUUGGUUGCAAAGGUUGUCGUGGAAGCGAGUGUGGCUGAUUUCCGCCGCUGAAGGUCGAGCUGUAUCUGUGGCUUGGAGACCGGACGGAAAAAUCUUAGCUGUUGCUUUCAUUGAUGGGAAAAUCAAGUUAUUCGAUAUUGAAAACGCUGAAUGUGUUCACAAAACUGAAAUAGAAUCGACGCCUAUGUCCUUGGAUUGGAUAGAAGAAGGAAAAGAGAAGGUGUCAAAUGACGAAUCAGCUGAGAAAAAUUUGCCGUUUUUCGUGGAAAAGUCAGAACUUUAUCUGCCUUCGAUUUCUCAUCUACCAAAAUCCACAGGAGCUCUGUUUUACAAAGAAGUAUCACAAGAGGGCUCAGAUGAUCAUAAAAAAAUGAAGUGUCUGCCUGACGAGUUGAGCGUGUUAGCCAUCGGCGAUAAGAAAGGGAGAAUUCAUUUGUUUCUCUAUGGAAUUUUUCUCUGUGCUUCUCUUAAUACAGUUGAUGUCUUGCCAAAGCACUCUGAAAGUGAAGUCAUCAGUAUCAGUGUGUCACAUGACUUAAGGGUGCUCUCAGCUGUUGUCAAGACAUCUGUCCCAGGAUCUGAUAAACAAGUGGUGACACUGAUAUUGUAUGACUCUGGGUUACUGUCAUCAAGGUGUCUUGAACUUGCGGUAGUUGCCAAGAAAAUGGGUGAGGUCACCAACUUGAUGGAUUACUUCGAUAACACCUUGCAGGCCAUGUCUGAUGCUUGGGAAGACAUACUUCUGGAAAUGGACACCAAGUUGACGGAGUUUGCUGCUGAGCGUUUGACAGCUGGCUCAAGUGUCAGUGGUGAAUUUCUGACAUUGCUCACUCGUGGUGUAACCAGCCCUGAGUUGCAGACUUUCCUUAUCCAUGAUCUGACAGAAAAAGGCCUCAAGAAGCUUGGUCAUAGCAUUGAAAAUUCUUAUUCUAGUAUUCAAAAUUUGGCACUGAAACACUUACAGUGUGUGGCACAAUCCCUGUUGUUUCAUAUCACGGAGAUACAUGGAAUGUCACGAUGGUUUGAGCAGUUUGGUGAAUUGGGUCUUUCUGAUUUUGACAUCCAAGCGGCUGUAUCAAGUCUUGGCUCCAUCAUGUUGAAAACACAAGAGCUUGUCUUAGUAAUUGAAACCAGCCUCAAGAGCUUUAAAGCAUUCUUUCAAUGGCUUUACUAUAUUAUACUGAGUUUGUCUGAUGCAGAAAUUCCAGACUUUGUGAAACAGAGAAGCCAGCAAGAAAUCAUGCUUGUAUCAAACUUCAUUCAAGAUCAGCUUGUGGUCAACAGUCAAGGAAAGUUUACCUUGGAGAGAGUUGGCCAGUACUUUGAUCCAAAGCCACUUACAGUGAAGCCUCCAUUUGGAAACAACGACUGGGCCAAGUUUGUGGAGAAUCAUCCAGCACUGAAGUCAAGUCCAUUGCUGAUACCUGAUGAGUCAACAGAGUCACUGGUCAUUCUUUCUGGGAAGCUCCAUGGACACCUUAAGAAGGUUUUCACUGAACCAAUUGGUGUCAUUAGCAAAGCUAUCUCUUGUUGGAACUGUUCUCCACUCUAUGAGAUGAGCAAAAGUGAGCAGUCACCCUUUUGUUUAGCACAGAUAGGAGGUCCUUUACAUCCACUUUUGGUCUUUCCUGAUAGAAAUAAACUGUGUAUCAUUUCUAUCAAGGCAAAUGAGCACAGAUUGUUUUUUGCAAGGAUUUGUGUUGAUCAUUUACCAUGUGACACUAAAACAAUGAAAUACUCAUUCUCGCAUGUCAUGUUCUAUGACUCUGAGUAUUUAACUGUUUUGCUUCAGCAACAGGAAGUUGAUGGCAUUAGUGGUGAUGAUGAUGACAGUGAAACAGAAGGGACAUCAAUUUUGGCUCAAGUUCCUUAUCAAUUCCUUGAUGAUAAAGACUUUGUAGACAUUGCUCAAGCAAAGCAGACAUACAUCAAUCAGUUAUCUCAACCUCCAGGAAUUACUGUAGGGUCAAGAAUUACUCAUUAUCGAAAGCUGAUUGGCAUGAAGGCUGGGUCUUUGGCUGUCAGUGGAACACGUAAGGUGUCAUGUGUAUUGUCAGCUUCACAGAGAAAUGUUCGAUUGUUUGAUAUGGAUGCCGAAGAUGAUGAAGCAGAUGAUGAUGAACCUGAAAAUGAAGAAUUAGAUAAUGCUUUUGAAGAAAAGCAGUGA